AUGGCCAAAGAGACGGCACAAGAACCAAUGAUUCUAAUAGCUAAGGUUAUGCCCCAACAGGCUGAGGGGAUUCCCGAGAAAAGGAUCCUCACAGAAGAAGAGGGGCUAGAAUACCUGGCUGAUAUACACCGCCUUACCCACCUAGGGCCCAAGAAGAUGACAGAACUGGUCAAUAAGUCUCCCUAUCACAUCCCCAGACUACCAAAGACAGCAGAGGAUCUGCCUCCGGAUCCACCACCCCCUCCCCCAAGCCAGAAGGAGUUCUGUGAGUCCCGUGUGAGGGCUGCUGCCCUGGAUCUUGCCCGUUGUUUUCACCUCUACCUGGCCCCCCACCCGCAAUAUGCAGAGCCUGGAGCAGAGGCUGCCUUUUGGGGCAGUUUUGCUGAGCUCUCCCUGCAGCACUUCAAAGACGAGGUGGCCUGGGCCUCAGGUUCACUCUCUCUGCCUGUCUUGGCCCCAUUGAGGCCUGGUGUGGAAAGGCCACCACCACAUGACCUUGAGACCUGCAUGGUGGGUAGGCCCCUGGUAGUGUUGGGCCCUUCUCGAUCUUCUGAGGACCUGGCUGGCCCACCUCCUUCUUUCUCCCUUCGUUCGGUGGGUCACUCAGUCAGAGGUUCUGUACGAGGCAUCCUGCAGUGGCUGGGGGUCGUUAACUCUCCCUCACCAGCUGGGUCUCUGGAGACCACAUCUGCUCCUCCAGUUUUAGGUGGAAACAGCAACUCCAACUCCUCUGGUGGUGCAGGAAUAGUUGGUAGGACAUUGGCUAGUGAUGGCGCCUCCCCUGGGGAAAGAUGGACUCAAUGCUUUGAGAGGCUCAGACUAAGUCAUGGAAGGGGAACCUUAAAGGGCAGAGCAGGCAUAGUACAGAGGGAAGAGCCACUGAAUUAAGGGCCUGAAGAGGCUGCCCCUGACCCAGCAGGAGUGGGUCGUGGAGGAGGGGCAGCUGGGCUGACCUCAGGGGCAGGAGGGCAGCCUCAGCAGCAGAAGUGUCGCUUCCUAAGCCCAGGACCCUGCCCUGCUAUCAGCUCCCAUCCCAUGACCCUUCCCUUGGCCCCUGGGACCUCCUUUCUCACAGAGGAUAACACAGACAGCCUGGGGUUGCCCUGCCUGAUUCAUCCAGAGAGUCUGCCCAGCCAGGAUCUGCUGCUGGGACCCAGUGAGAGAGAUGACCACCUGCCGCAGGGAGCUUAUGGGGACCUCUCUGACGACGGGCCAUCAGCGCCUUUCUCCCCUAUCUCUGCCUCCAUUGCUGCCUCCCAUUUUGACUCAAUGGAACUGCUUCCUCCAGAAUUGCCCCCUCGCAUUCCUAUUGAGGAGGGGUCCCCAGCAGGGACAGUUCAUCCCCUCUCAUCCCCCUCCCCUCCCCUGGAUACCCUGGAAGCAGCCACAGGGUCAUUCCUGUUCCAGGGGGAGUCAGAGGGAGGUGAGGGGCAUCAGCCCCUCUCAGGCUAUCCUUGGUUCCACGGCAUGCUCUCUCAACUCAAGGCUGCCCAGUUAGUGCUGGAAGGAGACAUUGGCUCACAUGGUAUUUUCUUGAUCCGUCAGAGCGAGAUAAGACAUGGUGAAUAUGCCCUCACUUUCAACUUCCAGGGCAGGGCCAAGCACCUACGCUUGUCACUGAAUGGGAAGGGUCAAUGCUGGGCCAGACAUCUGUGGUUCCAGUCCAUUUUCCAUAUGUUUGAGCACUUCCGGGUACACCCCAUCCUUCUGGAGCCUGGAGGCUCCAGUGAUGUUGUCCUUCUAUGUGCCCUCCCAUGGCAGCAGGGCGGGGAGAGGGCUGGGAGCCAUACAGGGAUGUGCGAGGGCGACUGAUGCUACCCCAGUGCCUCCUCCACCUUCCUGCCCUUCGGAGCAAGUGACUGUGUCUAUUGCUAG
Molecule: messenger RNA, 1875 nt
Organism: Acomys russatus (golden spiny mouse)
Lineage: Eukaryota; Metazoa; Chordata; Mammalia; Rodentia; Muridae
Product: SH2B adapter protein 1-like
Biological process (GO): intracellular signal transduction
Cellular component (GO): plasma membrane
Molecular function (GO): transmembrane receptor protein tyrosine kinase adaptor activity
Source: RefSeq, a predicted model, not a curated record